GUUUAUUCAAUGUUUCUUAAAAUAUGGAGCGACUACUAGUUAGUAGUUACACAAUUUCCCCAAUAACAUCUACAUAGUACAUAACCGUAAACAACUUAACCCGUACAUACAUACCUUCAGCUACCUGUCAUUUCAGUGUGCUAUAUUCUGUCAUGAGGCUCACAACUCUCCCUGCUCUGCUCCUCGGUAGCUCGCAAGCUCUGGGCUCUAAGCUUCAGCAGCCUCUCAAGACGACCCAAGCCACAACCUUCAGCUCUAAUUCGCAUACAUCACCUGCCUAUAGAGAAGACCUGGUGUCGCUACACAAGUCCCUAAUUGAUAUAUCUUCGAUCAGCGGCAACGAGAACGAAGUCGGCAAUUUCCUCGUCGACUAUCUCACCUCCCGCGACUUCAUUGUCCAGCUCGAGUUCGUACCCCCGCAGACGAACACCUCCGACCCCGACCCCGAAAAGCCACGCUAUAACGUCCUUGCAUGGAAAGGCCCAAACCGGCGCCCUUCACCCAAAGUCCUCGUGUCGAGUCACAUCGACACCGUGCCGCCUUUCAUCCCUUACUCUCGAACCGACGACCCUCUCACUGCCGACACCGUGAUUGCGGGUCGCGGCAGUGUCGAUGCCAAGGCGAGCGUAGCUGCGCAGAUCAUCGCUUUACAAACGCUACUAGACUCGGGCCGCCUCGACAAGGCGGAAGAUGCCGUCAUGCUGCUGUACGUAGUCGGCGAGGAGACGCUGGGCGACGGGAUGAAGUACUUCUCGGACACGCGUGGCAAACUGGACCCGCCGCCCGACUUUAAGGCUGCCAUCUUCGGCGAACCGACCGAAGGCCGUCUGGUCUGUGGCCACAAGGGGAUCUUCGGGUGCGAUAUCACUGCAACCGGACACGCUGGGCAUAGUGGAUAUCCGUGGCUAGGCAAGAGCGCGACCGAGGUGUUGAUGCGUGGGCUUGUGCGCGUCUUGGAUACGGACUUGGGUAGUAGUGAGGAAUUUGGUAAUACAACGAUUAAUGUGGGAUUGCUUGGGGGCGGUGUUGCAGCAAACGUCAUCCCUGAGAAAGCUACGGCACGAAUCGCGGGACGUGUGGCGAUUGGGCCUGAGGCCGAAGGUGGUGAGGUCGUUGCCGAGAGGUUGCGCAAGGUGAUGCAGAGUGUGGACGAGGAGGCAUUCGAGUUUGAUUGUCGAUAUGGGUAUGGUGUUGUGAAGUGCGAUUGUGAUGUCGAAGGCUUCGAGACCACAACGGUCAAUUACGGGACAGACGUGCACAACUUGGAGGGUAAUCACACGCGGUACUUGUACGGUCCAGGAACCAUAUUUGUAGCCCACGGGCCGGACGAGGCGAUCAAGCUUGGGGAUCUGGAAAACGCGGUCGAAGACUUCAAGAAGCUCAUCUUGCACGCCCUCGAGAGCUGAGCGAUUUGCAUUUUAUAGAGUGUCAAGAAGGAUAGAGCUCGGCCGACUCACUUGACUUUGUUCGUAUCGGCUAAUUCGCACAUAUCAUAGGAUACCCAAAUGAGAUGCUUUACCUUGCGAUUCGUCGCCAGGGCUAGGUGCACAUUCGAUACUAACUGUGAGGCUAGGAAUUUAUUCUUCUAUAUUCUUCUUUCCCUUGCAAGGCAUCCGCCAAUGUCAGUUUCCGACAACCUUGGCCCAUCGUUCUGGCAUGAUGUCUUUGAAGUCAAAAGAUCCAUCUACACCCUUUACGACCACACCUCGUUCCGUAACUAUAGCAUCGAUCAACUCGGCUGGGGUAACAUCGAACGCAGGGUUCCAAACGCCAAUGUCUUGAUGCGCGGUCGCUAUGCGCGCCGUCUGACUCACAUCGACCUUCCCAUCUUUU
This is a messenger RNA of Hypoxylon fragiforme, 1833 nucleotides long. Its product is annotated as Zn-dependent exopeptidase. The record is from RefSeq and is a predicted model, not a curated record. The transcript is spliced from 2 exons. Gene Ontology annotation, molecular function: hydrolase activity. Bases 153 to 1406 code for a protein of 417 amino acids. NCBI's taxonomy places the organism in Eukaryota, Fungi, Ascomycota, Sordariomycetes, Xylariales, Hypoxylaceae.